UUGUAAACUCUCGCACCAUUUGAUGAUGUUUUAUGGCGAGGUCCAGGUGCAUGCUGGGUGGUUUUAAAGUCCAUCUGUUAUCUGUUAGAAUGAAAGGUCAGAGCUGAGAAGUUUUCCUGCACGUUACAUUCAGGCUGAUGUGGUUGAGGAAGACAGACGAUGUUACGUAGGAGGUGCUCCGCUUUCCUUCUGCUGUUGUCGUUCCGGUUGGCUGCUGGUUCUCUACAAUGCGAGGCUCCUGAGGGGAGAUGUGAUUUUGUGUGUGACUGCGGUGACUGCAGCGAUGAGCACAACUGUGGCUACGCAGGAAGAACCUUUCAGUGUGACUUUGAGGAUGCGGGACUUUGUGGAUGGACGGCCGAGCCUUUGAGCCAAACAUACACAUGGGAGACACGUCAGGGGGAGGACACGCUGCCCGACAGUGGGCCUCCAUCUGAUUACACCACCGGCACGGCUAUGGGAAGGUUCAUGGCCGUGAGUGCGGUGAAUGCAGAAUCUCCUGAGACAGCGGUGUUGGUCUCCCCAGAGAUGAAACAGUCUUCACCAACAUGUCGGCUGCGUCUCAGAUACUUCCUGUUUGAUUCAGGUCACACAGGUUUAGGAUCUGCACCUCUGUGGGCGUCCAUCCUUCACCAGGACUCUCGGCAGGCGGUGGUUUGGCGCCCUGAGAGCUCCAGUGUGCGUAGCUGGAGGGAAGCCACCAUCUUUCUUGGCCGCGUUUCCUCAUCGUUUCGCAUCCGCCUUCACUCGCAGCGCUCCGAGGGAAGUAAGGGAGACGUAGCCAUAGACCAGCUGGAGUUCCUGGGCUGUGCUCUGCCUCAACCCAUUCCUGGGGAGGCGUGUCCAGCAGGGAUGUUCGCGUGUCAUCACAGAGGCUGUGUGAGUCAGCUGCAGGUCUGUGAUGCCAGUGAUGACUGUGGUGAUGGGAAGGACGAGGAACGCUGUGAUUUCUACCACCGGUGUGACUUUGAGAAUGACCUGUGUGGUUGGGACCUGAGGUCCAUUUCCAAACUGAAAUGGAUAAGAACGAGUCAGGAGAAGAUCUCUAGAUCUGACCCUCUGAAAGGUCCUGGCAGAGAUCACUCCAGCAACACGGCGUCAGGUCACUUCCUGUAUGUCACCGUCCCUGAUGCUGGCCUCACCUCUGAUUGGGCGGCCUUCCAGAGUCCACCCCUGCAACCUACCAAUAGCUCACAUCCGUGCAAGAUGGUGAUGUACACUCACCAGUUCAGCCCCAGGUCCGGAGGUCUGACGGUUCUGGUGUCGCAUCGUCAGAUCCAGCCGGUGUGGGAGAGGGGCGGAGCUUUAGGGGACGUGUGGGUGAAGGCGGCGGUGGACAUCGUGUCCAACGAAACUUUUCAGAUCCUGAUCAUGGCAGCAAUCCGAGACUUUGAAUAUGGCGGCAUCGCCGUCGACAGCAUCGUGUUGUCCCCCGGCUGCCAAAACUCAUCUGACAAUAACACCCUGGAGGCGUUCCCCAGACCUCCAAAACACCCGUGCACCGAUGAUCCAAACCAGAUGUGUGACUUUCACGCUGACUGUGCCGGAGGAGAAGACGAAGCCAGAUGUGGCGACUUCUGGAGCUCGGAGGGUAGCUCAGGCUGGACUGAUACCAGCAUCGGGAGUCAAAGUUGGGCGCUGCAUAAAAACUUCACAAGUAAAGAGGAGUACCUGUAUGUAACCGAGGCUCCGGGCCAGCAGCUGACUGAGGCCCAGACCCGGACCCCUCUCCUGGGCCCCACCGGUCCAGCCUGCAACCUGACUUUUGAUUUUGCUCUUUCUGGGACUUCAGAUCAUAUUGGUGACCUAUCCAUCAGGGUGAUUGACAGCAUGCUGGGUCCGGGGCCCAAGCUGUGGGAGUUCGGAGGAAGAACGGGAGCAGAGGAGGAUGCCUGGAAGCACGCUCAUAUCCUUAUUGGAGUCAGGAAACACCGCUUCCAGCUGGUGUUGGAAGCCCGCGCCGUGAAAAUUCAGCCUAGCGCUACAAUCAAAGUGAGGAACGUUCACUUCGUUGGCUGUCACGCUAAAUAUUUCCCAUCAGCACCAACAGGGUUGUCGUGUAACUUUGAAGAGGGAUUGUGCGGAUGGUAUCAAGACAACAGCGACGACUUUGACUGGUCUGUGCUGAGCGGGAUGGACCACACCAUCGGAGUAGGCAGAAGCCUCUCUGUGGACAUGUGGAGUGAAUCUCUUCGUGGUGCGUUCGGGCGCUUGCUGUCAUUCCCACAGUCACCAGGACCUACAGACUACUGCCUGUCCUUCUUCUACAAACUCUAUGGGCCCAAUGCAGGUGCUUUGAACGUGAAGCUGACCGACUUGUACGGUGCUGAGAUCCUCCUGUGGACUCGUUCUGGAGCUCAUGGCAACGCGUGGCACGAAGCUCAGUGCCCGGUCCCGCACCAGCUCGCCACCUUCCAGCUGGUCUUUGAAGCCGUCCGCUCUGGUUUCGACGGGCGCGUGGCCGUGGACGACGUGACCUUCCUCAACCGUCCGUGUACCAUACCACGGAUGUGCUCCUUUGAAGGCCAGAACUGUGGAUACACAGGAUCUGGGAAAAUCCGCUUUCUCCAUCGAAAUGGACAUGGCAGCUCAACGACUGGCCCUAAAACCGACCACACCCUGGGGACUGAGCUGGGUUACUACAUGAUGGUUAACACCGACGCAGCCAUCCUUCCACCCGGCACCGCCGCUGUGCUCACCUCCCCCGUUCGACAGGGAACCACCAGAACUGAGUGUGUGAACUUCUGGUACCACAUGGGUGGAGAGAAACCUGGUUUCUUCUCCGUGUUCAUGAAGACGGAGACAGGAGACCGAGUCCAGAUCUUUUAUGACAGUCUGAAUCAGGGAGACGACUGGCGCCAUGGCAACAGCAACAUCUCCAGUGGCCUUGUGAACUGGCAGUUGGAGUUCGAGGUGUUUGGAGCCGGAGGCAAAAACACUCAUGUAGCAGUCGAUGACAUCUACCUGUCGGCUCACCCGUGUGAGGAUCAAGGAUCCCGGUGCAGCCUGGAGAAAGGAAUGUGCAGCUGGAGCAACACUCCGAACCACCAACAGGACAAACUGGACUGGGAGCGGACGAGUCCCGAGGCGGAGACGCACUAUCCCACCCCGACCGAGGACCACACCCUGGGAUCGGAUAAAGGUCACUUUCUCUUCCUUCCGAGCAGCACCAGGACAGCAGCCAAUCAGAACGCUUGGCUGCUGAGCCCUCACCUGCCCCCAGCUAAGGUCACCUGUCUGAGAUUCUGGGCCUACAAACCCCAUUCAUCGGACGGCCAGCUGAAGGUCUGGAAGCUCUCUGGAGGUCUUCUCCAUCAGCUGCUGCUGCUGAGCCAACUGGGAGGACCUUGGAAACGCUUCGACAUAAACAUCACGUCUUCUGAGGAGUACCAGAUUGUCUUUGAGGGGAUCAAAGGAACCUCAGGCGUCGUUGCUCUGGAUGAUAUUGAAUACGUAAUCGGGAGCGACUGUUCUAAAAAAAGCCCAGAAUCGGCUUCCAACCAACGGAACGAUGCAGGAGGGAUCGCAGCAGCUGUGAUUGUGGUUCUGCUGCUGAUCGGACUGUUGGUCUUCCUGCUGGUCUUCUACCUUCGGACCAAACCGAGAUCCCAGACUGAAACCGAUUCUACCGUCGGCUUCAGUAACAAAGCUUAUGAGUCAGACCACACACACUCCUCUCAGGCCCGAGCCCAGGAUGUGGAAUAAAUCACAAGCUGACCUUUGACCUCAGUUGGUUUGUUGAAUUAGUGUGGUUUUAGUGCAGAAAAACUGCUUGUGUCACACACACACACACACACACACACACACACACACACACACACACACACACACACACAAACAGCUGCUGCUGCAAAGAUCUGAUGGACCUUCAUGACCGUCAGCCUGAGGAUGCGUGGACGUCAGAAGUUUUUGAAUGAUGACUAAAACGGUCGGUGCUGCAGCAGCUCUGAGUGGUGCUGAUGUCAACAGAAGGAGCUCUAUGAUUUAAAUAUGUGUUAGAGAACGUUAAACUAAUCUAAAAUCUUCAUAUCUGAGCCUUUUCUGGUGUCAAAGGUGUUAUUCCUAAUGAUGGAUCAUUUUAGCGUCAGCUACUGUCAAGGUAACAGGUAACGCUACCUUUAACAAUAUUUGUGAAGGUUGUGUUAUCCAGCAGGUGAAUGGAUUAGAAAUGAUGAUGUCAUAGUGGGUUGUUUCACAUGAAUGGCCCACCAGUUUUCCUAAAGGGAUACAGUUAUAAUAAGUCUAGUUGAUGUGUGUCCAUCUUGGCUUCAAAACAGAAGCUUAAUCACUUUAAAUGAGGUGUUAAAGUUCAGAUCAAGUCAGUUUUUAAAGAGCAAAAAAAUACUCAUCAGUGUUUUUCGGUCUGGUUUUAUUGUGACUCGUUUGUUUUAGAGGAUUAAACAAUAAAUAAAUAGUUCAACUUU
Molecule: messenger RNA, 4424 nt
Organism: Nothobranchius furzeri (turquoise killifish)
Lineage: Eukaryota; Metazoa; Chordata; Actinopteri; Cyprinodontiformes; Nothobranchiidae
Gene: mamdc4
Product: MAM domain containing 4
Cellular component (GO): membrane
Molecular function (GO): protein binding
Source: RefSeq, a predicted model, not a curated record